Messenger RNA from Saprolegnia parasitica CBS 223.65, 2091 nucleotides. RefSeq lists its product as hypothetical. The transcript is spliced from 4 exons. Gene Ontology annotation, molecular function: N-acylsphingosine amidohydrolase activity. Bases 1 to 2091 code for a protein of 696 amino acids. Gene Ontology annotation, biological process: sphingosine biosynthetic process; long-chain fatty acid biosynthetic process; ceramide catabolic process. Gene Ontology annotation, cellular component: extracellular region. The record is from RefSeq and is a predicted model, not a curated record. NCBI's taxonomy places the organism in Eukaryota, Oomycota, Saprolegniomycetes, Saprolegniales, Saprolegniaceae.
AUGUUCGGCUACGCCAGCCCGCAGCAGCUCACAACGGGUCUGCACAUGCGGCUGCGCGCGCGCGCCUUUGUCUUCGAGGAAGAGAGAUGCUGCGCCUUUGUCAGCGUCGACACGGGCUGCAUCACCGAGUCUGUCUCGCGCGCAGUCGCCAUGCGCCUCGACGCCCACGCGACGAUUCCCAAGGGCGUCUUCUCAACGACCAACGUACUGCUCAGCGCAACGCACACGCACUGCGCGCCGGGCGGCCUUUCCGACUUUUUCAUCUACAGCAUGCACCCGCCGUUGAAGGGCUUUGACAAGCAAAACUUUGAGUGCGUCGUGGCUGGCAUCGUCGAGGCCAUUGCGCGGGCAUACGCCAACCGCCAGCCCGGCGUCAUUCGUGUGGCCAAGGGCACCUGCCUCGGCGCGUCCGUGAACCGGUCCAUCGACGCGUACAACGCAAACCCAGCAGCAGAGCGCGCGCUGUACGAGCACGACACGGACAAGGAGAUGGUUCUCUGGCGUCUCGACGGCCUCGACGGGUUCCCGAUCGGCAUGAUCAACUGGUUUGCCGUGCAUCCGACCAGCAUGGGAAGCUGGUUCACGCUCAUCACUGGCGACAACAAGGGGUAUGCAGCCCAUGCGUUUGAGCGCGAGCACGGCAACAACCACUUGCUCGACCGACCUCGCAGCUUCGUCGCCGCCUUUGCCCAGAGCAACGAAGGCGACGUGAGCCCUAAUAUCUGCGGCCCGCGGCAUUGCGGCAACCAAGAAGACGACCUCUCGCGCAUGGUCCAGGUGGCCGAGGCGCAGCUCGCGACCGCGCGUCAGCUGUACCUCGAGGCCGCGUCGAGCCCCGCCAUCGCCGGCGCCGUCAAGUGCGUGCAUCAGUACGUCGACUACAACGCGAUCCCGCUCUCGACCAAGUGGCACCAGUACAAAGAGUGCGCGCCGACGACGUCCCCCGGCUGCAUCGGAGUCUCCAUGCUCAGCGGUACGACCUUUGACGGCCGCGGCAUUGCGAUGAUCCCCGAGGGCCUCACGUGGAGAAGCGACAAGCACUGGCUCACGCUCGUGCCGCAGACGCAAGCCGGGCAGAAAGAAAAGAUCAUCGCGUUUCCGACUGCGUCCUACGGCCUCUCCCCGUCCGUGCUACCGCUGCAGCUCAUUUCCAUCGGCGACGCGCUCGCUCUCGCCGCCGUGCCGUUCGAGUCGACGACGAUGGCCGGCCGCCGACUCCGGGCCACAAUCCGAGACGCCUUGCCAGGCCACGACGUGGUCGUCGCUGGCCUCGCCAACGACUACUGCGGCUACAUGACGACGCGCGAAGAGUACGCUGUGCAGCGCUACGAAGGCGCGUCGACCCACUUUGGGCCGAAUCAGCUCGUCGCGACGCAGCAGCAGUUUGAAGUGCUGGCGCGCGCGCUCUUGGUGCACGAGGCGCCGCCGACGUGUCCGGCGCCGGCGCAUGGCUUUGUGACGACGACCCACUGGCACACACCGGUGGUCCAAGACUCGGUGCCAAAUGGGUCGGCGUUUGGGGAUCUUGUCGCGAACGUUUCCGACAGUUUGUACUACCCGGGAGACACGGUGCGCGCCACCUUUUACGCCGGGCACCCCAAGAACAAUCUGCGCACGCAAAGCACGUUCCUCGAAGUCCACCGGUGGCGCGACGACCUCGGCGUGUGGGUCCUCGUCGCCGACGACAGCAGCGCCGACACGUUUUUUCGUUGGGCGCGCGUCGGCGUCUCGACGUCCCACGCGACGAUCGAGUGGGUGGUGCCACCGGGGACACCGCCAGGGACCUACCGCUUGAAACACCACGGCGACUGCAAGCCGUCUUGGAGCCAAAAGGCCGUCGUGCCGUACGAAGGCUUCUCGAGCCCUUUUCGCGUGCAGCUGCGACCGACGACGCCGCUCCUCGUCGUGGCACCCGCCACGAAGGAAGCGGCCAUCUCGACGCCCAAGGCGACGACAGCUCGCCACGCCGUCGGUGGGUUCACGGCCACCACGUCCAGCAUUACCGCGUCGCCCAUGCUGCUCAAGAAGCGCCGCACGUCCAUCCUGCUCGAGUUGGGUCAUGGCGUUCGCACGCGAAAAGCCAGCAUGUAG